GAUGCUGUGAGCGGCGGUGGGGAGGGCGCGUGAUGGAGCCGUGGGGCCGGGCCGGGCUGUCCGUGUGCCUGCUGCUGUCGUGCCUGCUGGCCCUGCCGCCCCCCGCCGCCCCCUCGCCCUGCCUGGAGCCCUGCCGCUGCUUCCUCAGCACCCUCCUCUGCCAGGAGCCCAACUCCGUCCGGAGCCUGGCACAGCUCCGCAGCCUCGAGAACUUCACCGAAAUCGUCAUCGAAAACCAAACGACUUUGAUCAACCUGACACUGGAGGACAUGAAGAACCCCCGAGAGCUGAAGAACCUGACCAUCUCCAAGACUCGCCUGCAGUUCAUUGCUCCGGAUGCUUUCCGAGCCAGCCCCAACCUGACUCAUGUCAACCUUGGCUACAACCGGCUGCGGUUCCUCUCCUGGAGGGUCUUCCAUCACCUCCGCCUCCAAGAACUGGUCCUGACGGGGAAUCCGCUCCAAUGCGCCUGUGGCCUCCGGUGGCUGCAACUGUGGCUUGUGGGCAAACAAGCCGAAUCAAUGGGCAACCAGUCCUUAUCCUGCGAGGGGGAUGAUGGGAUGGAGAUACCAGUGGUUGACAUGAAUAUCCGGGGCUGUGAGGUGCCCCAGGUUUGGCUUGAGUACAACAGUGCCCCGAUGAGGGAGGGCAUGAAUGCCACGCUGAGGUGCCACAUCGAAGGGCAGCCGGCCCCAGAAGUCAAGUGGAGCAUGCCAGACUUUGGGGCGCACUCUCCCCUCAUCACCUAUGAAUCAGCAUCAGAAACGACACUGCAAGUCUUUGGCGUUUCUGCAGAUUUUAAUCUCCAAAACAUCACCUGUCAAGCGGAGAAUGAGGCCGGUCUGAGCGAAGGGGUGGCCCAGCUCAACGUGACAUUCCCCGCCGUGAUCCGCGACCUGGGCAUGGCCGUGGAGUACCACAAGUGGUGUGUGCCCUUCUCGGUGGACGGCAACCCCAGCCCCAGCAUCCGCUGGCAGUUUGGGGGCACUGACCUGGAGGAGACCACCUACAUCCACACCCACUUCUUCCCGGAGGGGCUGCGGAAUUCCACCCUCCUCCACGGCUGCCUCUACCUGGACAGGCCCACCCACCUCUCCAAUGGCAACUACACCCUCUUGGUGCGCAACCCCCUGGGCAGCGAUUCCUGCACCGUCUUCCAGGAAUUCAUGGAUGUGCCCGAUGCAAACUUCAACCUUGUGGAUCCAGUGGAGAUUCCAACGAUGAGCAGCGGCGACGAUAGGAACAGCACAGAACGAAGCCCGGUGGAGACUCUGCAGGAGCCGCCAAUCGGGAUAUCGGUGGCGGUGGUCCUGGCGGUCUGCGCCUGCCUCUUCCUCUCCGUCAUGCUCAUCAUCCUCAACAAGUGCGGCCAGAGCUCCAAGUUCGGAAUCAGCCGGUCGGUGGCCUUGGCGCAAGAGGAGGAAAUGUCGCUGCAGUUCAUGAACAUCGGCAGUGGAGGCAGCAGCAGCCCCCUCCCAUCUGCCGAGAGCAAGCUGGAGACCCUGAAGACCAACUUCAUUGAGAACCCUCAGUAUUUCUGCAACACCAGUGUCCAUCACAUCAAGCGCCGGGACAUCAUCCUGAAGUGGGAGCUGGGCGAGGGGGCUUUCGGCAAAGUCUUCCUGGCCGAGUGCUACAACCUCAGCCCCACUGAAGAGAAGAUGCUGGUGGCCGUCAAGACCUUGAAAGAAGCAACAGAAAGCGCCCGGUUGGACUUCCAGCGCGAGGCGGAGCUGCUGACGGUGCUGCAACACGAGCACAUUGUCCGUUUCUACGGUGUCUGCACCGACGGGGAGCCCUUGGUCAUGCUCUUCGAGUACAUGAAACAUGGAGACCUCAACCGCUUCCUCCGGUCCCACGGUCCAGACGCAAAGAUCCUGGACAACGGGGUCAACAGCCAGUCCUUUGGGCAGCUGACCCUCAGCCAGAUGCUGCAGAUCGCCACCCAGAUUGCCUCUGGGAUGGUCUACCUCGCCUCCCUGCAUUUCGUCCACCGGGACUUGGCCACCCGGAACUGCCUGGUGGGACACAACAUGGUGGUGAAGAUUGGAGACUUUGGCAUGUCCCGGGACAUCUACAGCACUGACUAUUACCGGGUCGGAGGCCGGACCAUGUUGCCCAUCCGAUGGAUGCCUCCGGAGAGCAUCCUGUACCGGAAGUUCACCACAGAGAGCGACAUCUGGAGCUUCGGGGUUGUUCUUUGGGAAAUCUUCACCUAUGGGAAGCAGCCGUGGUACCAGCUCUCCAACACGGAGGCGAUCGAGUGCAUCACCCAGGGCCGGGAGCUGGAGAGACCCCGGACGUGCCCCUCCGAGGUCUACGACAUCAUGCAGAGCUGCUGGCAAAGGGAACCCCAACAACGGCAGAACAUGCGGGCCAUCCACCACCGGCUGCAGGCCCUUGCCAAAGCCCCCCCGGUCUAUUUAGCUGUCCUCAGCUAAGAUGCAAACUGGAGGCGGCGUAUAAGAUGCUCCGUCCAUCCAGGACCCCCCUCCCGCUACAGCUGGAGUUUCACCAAAGAUUCCCACCCCCAUUCCCCACAAAUGACAGCCAGAAAUGAUGGAAGUGAAUGGCCACAUGAGCCACUUCGCUCGUCUAUGUAUCUGCAAAGAAACAAGCAGACGGGGCUCUUGUUUCCAGAAGAUGCAGGAGUUUGGAGAGCAGGCAGAAAGAGUUCUUGUAUGCCAUGUGUGUUGCCUUGUUGUAAUGGCGAAAGGCAACGGAGGGCGGCUGGGAAAGCAUUAUUUAUUGUGAUACGCUUUAGGUCUUUAUUCUAAUUAAUCGCUUCUGCCAGAGAGGGAGGGAGGGUGGGUGGGCAUCCGGAAACGCCUUCGUCAAACUAGACGGUCUUUCUCAUCGUGAGAGUCUGUGAAGGAUGUUUGCGAGGGCAAAGCUGUGACCCAAACACAACCAAAGUCCUCCUUGUGGGUUUUCUUGAUAUUAAACUCUAAUUAAUCCGGCGCUCCUUCUUCCCAUGCCGUUGAAAGCCGUCGCUGGCCUCGUCUCCUCCAAAGCCACAGGUCUCUUUACUUCUGCCGCAGCUCUUUUGCCUUGGAAAGCCAAACUAUAGGACUGGUCCUUGUAACAAAAAACAUCCAAACAGGAGGCUAGAGCCAAACCCAGCUGGCACAAGAAGGUGGCUCGUCCUCCUGAGGCCCAGUGGUCAAAUCAAUCAAUCAAUCUUUAUUACGGUCCAAAAGCCCAAUAUGCUCAGCAGAAAAAGUGCACAGCAGAUUCAUAAACGGAUUAGACCUCUAGCGAGGUGCAUAUGAACAAGGGUAAAAACACUACAAAUACAGUAGAGUCUCACUUAUCCAACAUAAACAAGCCGGUAGAACAUUGGAUAAGCGAAUAUGUUGGAUAAUAAGGAGAGAUUAAGGAGAAGCCUAUUAAACAUCAAAUUAGGUUAUGAUUUUACAAAUUAAGCACCAAAACAUCAUGUUAUACAACAAUUUGACAGAAAAAGUAGUUCAGUAUGCAGUAAUGCUACGUAGUAAUUACUGUAUUUACGAAUUUCGCACCAAAAUAUCACGAUAUAUUGAAAACAUUGACUACAAAAAUGCCUUGGAUAAUCCAGAACGUUGGAUAAGCGAGUGUUGGAUAAGUGAGACUCUACUGUAUAUACAAGGCAAGAUUCAACCUGAGUCUAAUCUUGGCUUCCUCAGAGAGAAAUUUGGCAACAGCCAAGGUCACCUAAUAAAAACUUUACUUGGAAUUGGGCAGA
Anolis carolinensis (green anole) is the source of this 3724-nucleotide messenger RNA. RefSeq names its product neurotrophic receptor tyrosine kinase 1 (gene ntrk1). Bases 33 to 2441 code for a protein of 802 amino acids. The record is from RefSeq and is a predicted model, not a curated record. Gene Ontology annotation, cellular component: axon; signaling receptor complex; plasma membrane. Gene Ontology annotation, biological process: positive regulation of kinase activity; cell surface receptor protein tyrosine kinase signaling pathway; protein phosphorylation. NCBI's taxonomy places the organism in Eukaryota, Metazoa, Chordata, Lepidosauria, Squamata, Anolidae. Gene Ontology annotation, molecular function: ATP binding; transmembrane receptor protein tyrosine kinase activity; neurotrophin binding. The transcript is spliced from 16 exons.